Molecule: messenger RNA, 3374 nt
Organism: Oxyura jamaicensis (ruddy duck)
Lineage: Eukaryota; Metazoa; Chordata; Aves; Anseriformes; Anatidae
Gene: TRDN
Product: triadin
Exons: 40
Coding region: 416-2539 (707 amino acids)
Cellular component (GO): sarcoplasmic reticulum; membrane
Molecular function (GO): signaling receptor binding
Source: RefSeq, a predicted model, not a curated record
CCCUUUUUUUUUUUUUUUUUUUUUUUUUUUUUUUUUCCUGCCCUUUUAUGCUUUCUUGUCCUGUUUAGAGAUGGUUCUUUUUAUUUUUUAUUUGUCAUGUGCAUGUUUCUUAGGAUAUUAGAGAAAACAUGCUGAAGACUCACUGUGAGGCAUGGCUAUUUUUAUUAGAAGCUGAUACUUUAGACUGAGCUUCCCUCUGGAAGGCCUGAGGUUGCUUGGGGAAGGCAGGAGUCUCCAGAGGAAAGAGAAAGUUCAGAGGGGCACAAAAGAAGAAGGAACAAAAUUAGAAAAAGCAGAGGACCUCCCUCCAGCUCAUUCUGCAGCUCCUGUAAAAGCCAGCAACCCAGAAGUAUUAUCUAUUCUGCCAGAGUACAUAUUGACCUUUUUAAGAGUAACUCUUACCAUCAUCAUCAUCAUGGCCGAGAUUGCAACAGAAGGACGUAUGUCUACGACCACGACAAUAAUAGAUGGUAAGAACGGAUCUGUUCCCUCAUCAUCCAUGAAAGUGGGCAAGAAAUCAGUUGCGGAAGACCUAGUGACAACAUUCAGCUCACCAGCAGCAUGGCUUCUUGUUCUCGCUCUGAUUGUUACCUGGUCAGCAGUAGCUAUUGUAAUGUUUGACUUGGUGGAUUACAAAGCCUUUGCAGCCACCUAUUCACAACAUUGCGAUGAUCCCUGUUUACCACCUGGAAGAUCUGUUAACAAGCUCAGCACAGAACCACUGAGAAUCAUUCAUGAGACACUGGAAGAAACCACUGACUGGCUUUAUGGCUUUAUUUCUUUACUGUCUGACAUCAUAUGGAGUGAUGAUGAUGACACCGAUGAAGGUGAAGUGGAAUCUUCCCUGAAAAAAGUAAGUCACAGAGACAAACCUGAAAAACAAGAAAAAAUUGAAAGGAAGGAGCCCAUGAAAGUGAUACAUAAAGACAAAACGGAAAGGCAAGAAAAACCUCAAAAAAGGGAGAAGCAUACAGCUAUUCACAAAGACAAAUCUGAAAAACCAGAAAAACACGAAAAGAAAACACCUUCUAAAGUAAUUCAAAAAGACAAACCUGAAAGACAUGAAAAAGCUGAAAAGAAAACUCCUCCCAAAGAGGAGAAGAAAGUAAAGAGCACCAAAGUGGAAGCAAAAGUUAAAAAGGAAGUGAAGGAAGGAAAAGGAGAAGCAAAGAUGCCUGAGAAGGUCAAGCAGACAGAGACUAAAACAACAGAAUUUGGGUUAAUAAAGGCCAAACCGAAAGUUAAGGAGGAGAAAGCACUUCAGACUGUAACUAAAUCGGAAAAGAAAGAUCAAUAUGCAUUCUGUCGCUAUGUGAUUGACAUGUUUGCGCAAGGCGAUUUUUAUCCAGGACAUAAGGAAAUGGUAUCACCUCGUCUUCUUCUCGAACAUAGUCCAAGAAAGAAAACAGCAGCAAUUGAAGAAGAGAAGUCUACUGUGGUAGCUAAGGAAGUGAAAAUUGAACUCUUUCCUUCUUUAGAAAGAAAGGAUGAAAAGAAAAGGACUGAUAUAAAGAGGUCUAUUACUGAAACUAAGAAGAAAGAAAAAGAAGGAAAAAAAGAGAAAGCUCAUGAGAAGACAGCUGUCCCUGAAAUUAAAAAAGCAGAUAAAAAAGAAGCUGCUGUGUCCAAAGAACUCAAAAAGCCAGCAAAAGACCCUGCAGCUAAUCCAUCCACCAAAAAAGCAGUAACACCAGAAACACAUGGGAAAGAAAAAAUGGUGGAUACUGCAUCUGUGGAAACUCUGAAGUCAAAAGCAGUACCUGAAAAGAAGGAAGAGAAAGCAAUGAAGGCAGGAGAGCAAGAUAAACCAAAGAUGAAACAAGCAAAUCCUGGAAAAGACAAAGAAUUGAAAUCUCCAGCUGCUACAAAAGAUAAAGAACACACUAAAGAAAAGGAAGGAAAGAAUCCUACAGCUUUAAAAGAUAAAGAGUCUCUGAAAGGAAAAAAUCCCAAGAAUCCAGAGGGGUCAAAGGAAAAAGAGACUGGUAAAAGAAAAGAUGUGAGGCCUCCAGCAGUCUUAAAGGAAAAGGGAAAAGAAAUGGUUUCAGCUACAACUAAGGAGAAAGCUGCGGUGAAAAAGGAAGGGGAGAAGAAAGGUACUUCAGAGAAAACUCAUGAACACAAACCUGCACAUAUUAAACACAAAAAAACUAUCUCUCAGAUGAAGCCAGAGGAGAAAAUUAAACAACCAAAGACAGCUCCCACUGAGAAGUCAGCCCAGGCAAAACAAGCAAAGCAUGAAGCAAUCAGGCAUGAAAAAGAUGUUGCAACUACAAAACCAGUCAAACUGAAAACAACUGCAAAGACAACAGGUGAAAUUCCAAUAACAGCCACGAAAAAAACAAAGACACCUAAGGAAAAAGAAGAAAAAACAACUGAGAAGAGACAUCUGAAAGAUGAAAAACACAAAGGUGUUCCGCCAGUAAAAGAAGUUCCACGACAUCACAACCUGACAGCAGGAAUAUGCAGAAAUAAUUUCCAUUUAAAAAGAGAAAGCUCCUGUCCGCUACUUUCAAUGUGUCUUCAUAAAUGGACCUAAUGGAUUUGGACUGCAGUUUCCCACUAAUCCCCCUUCAGAAGAAAAGACUCACUCAAAGACUUCUAAGAAAAAGACAAGAAAACCAGGACAGUAGAGAGACUGAGUCCAGUAAUCACUCACAUUUGCACUUUAUCUUUUCUGCUGAGGUCCACAGUACUUAGGGUGGUACUUGUCAUUGCAUGAAUGUGAUCCACUUGGACACAUGCACCUGGAAAAGUUUCCAUGGAGCAGAGGCAAAAGAAACAGUAAUGGGCUGUGUAGACAAAGGUAGAAAUGUAAAAGUGCCCUAUUUCUUGCAGAAAGCCUGCAAUGCUAGCAAUGAGUUGGCCUGUUUGUGUGUGAGCAAGUGUGUGCGUGUGAUUUCCUGCCUCUUUUGCUCCUGUUUUUCUUUACCUGCUCAGCAUUAAAGUGAGUCCGUUUUCCGUUUAAUCUAGGGAGUGAGAGGUUGAAUGUAGCUGUUAUAUCAGCAAGAUUGCAAGACUACCUGCAAUCCUAAAUCACUUCUUAAUGUUCAGUCAAAUUGCUGACAGGAAAAAGCCUCACUAAGUCAUGAAAAUGUGCUCUACAAUUGGUGCUAUUUUUAUGUCUCAUUGACCAGUGUAGACUGAAGCUCACACAUGCUCUCAGCAGCUCAAUAUACUAUCAGUAAGUUGACUCAUCAAGUCAUGUUAAUGAUGAAUAUUUGUUUAACCUGAAGCAGUUAAAAGCAUAGUGUAUUUGCCCUGUCUGCUGGUGAAGUACAAGUAGGUCACUUUCUAAAGCCCAAACUGAGCAAAGAAAGUGAAACAACAUGGCAAAGAUGAGGAAAAACAGCAUGUACAAAGGUCCCAUGAAA